Molecule: messenger RNA, 1773 nt
Organism: Stylonychia lemnae
Lineage: Eukaryota; Ciliophora; Spirotrichea; Sporadotrichida; Oxytrichidae
Source: the annotation of a GenBank genome assembly
AUGUAGAGCUCUCUCGUUGAUAGAAAGCUUUCUAUCCUUUACGAUAAGUAUAAAGACAGAGAAUAUGUCAAAAACGCUCAAAAGGAAGUAGAAGACAUCAGAAGAACUGCUAACUACACCGGUGCAGCUAUUACUACUGGCGCUCUUGUACUUAACGAAGCAGUUAGACUCACAAAAAGAUCUCCUCUCUUCAAAUUGAAGGUACAAAACCUCGCCUUCUGGGUAGUCGCUCCAACACUAGGUGCUAGAUACUUCUACGAGAACCAUAUUCAUGAAAGAGUUGACAACCUUUGGAGAAUUCAUGUCAAUAGAGAGAGGCAAGGAUUGGGAGGAACCUACAAAGAGAGUGGACUAUAUGAUGAUAAGAUGAUUGAUCAUACCGCCAGAAUCUAUCAAGGUGCUUAGAUUAGUAUGAGACAACUCGUAACUGGAGAGAUUUUGAAACCCUAUCUAAACAAUCAAUUCCAAAGAUUCAACAAAGGAAUUGAAGCUUACCCAGAUUUCUUAGAUGAUAUGGAUGAUAUUGCUAUGGUUGAGUAUGAUAACUUUGAGAGACUUAAGCCAUACGCUGCAAAGGAAGGAACUACAGUUGGUUCUACUCCUAUUCUACCAAUUGAAGAUACUGAUACUAAGCCCUUCUUUUAUGACAUUCAGGGUGAGUCACUUUACACUAACCCACCUGACACAAAUUCCCCAACCAUUGAUCAUGGUAUUGAUGAGGAUGAUAUCUGGUCUUUCUAAAGAUCAGUGUAUAACUAAAUUGUUAUCAAGAAUCCAUAUACCAAGAAUAUAUUCGAUGCUUCCACUAAAUCUCAUGCUCCAUAUUGGGGAAAUAAGCUUCAAACACCAGCAUUCUACAAGGAUGAUAAAUUCGAAAAAUUCCUCUAUCAAUGGAACAUCAGACUCGGUCUUGAGCAAAUCAAGAUGAAGCAUGCUGCAACCUUUGUAAAGGGUGACAAAUAGUAAUAGAAAAACUUUAAGAAUGAGAUCAUGGCGUACCUAGAAUAGUCUCAAAACAAGCUAAUUGAGUAUGAUUUAAAGGAUGUUGUUGUCACAGAUCACAUCCAAAAGCCAAAGAGAUAUCAUACAAAUAAUUCUAAUGAGGAUCAACAAUUUUAUAACUAUCAAAAAUCCCUUGAAUCCUAUCUAGAAACUCCAUCAUAAAUCUCUGCUCCUCCAAAGGAAAAAUAUCCAAGAGGUUCUGCUCUCUAGGUUAUUCUUGAUCCAUUCGCUGGUCAAAAGAGAUUACCAAACGGAGCUCUUUUCUAUGAAGUCCAAGAAUCUGAACUGCUUCCAGUCAUCCACAACGAUGAUAAACUAAGAGCUGAGUGGGAAAAGCUCAAAGAGUUCAAUAGUGCUCCACUUGAAUUCUCAGAGGAAGAAUCAGAUGAGCUCCAGUAUAUUUUGCUUUAAGAUCUUGAAAAAACAAGCCCUAAUACCCUCGAUGAAUUCAAUGAAAUUCUUGAUUAAUAAUUCUCAGUCUUCAAAGAUGGUGAGACUUACAAUUUCGUAAAGGAUAUGAAAAAUGCCUUUGAAAAGGAUAUUGAAAAACCACUUGCUGAAAAAAUCUUCGAUACUAUUCCAGCUCACUAUUUCUGGGACAUUAAGACCCCAAGACACAAGCCAGUUUCUAUGAUAAAAAAUCCAUACAAUCCAUUCAGACAGUAUCCAUUCGAGUCAUUUUUCGAUCACAGAUCUUACGAAGAAUAUAUGGACAGAAGAGAGAAAAAAGAGAAUCUUAGAGAUGGUUUGUCACUCUACAGAAGAUAUUGA